Cynara cardunculus var. scolymus (artichoke) is the source of this 1115-nucleotide messenger RNA. Its product is annotated as NADH--cytochrome b5 reductase 1-like. NCBI's taxonomy places the organism in Eukaryota, Viridiplantae, Streptophyta, Magnoliopsida, Asterales, Asteraceae. The record is from RefSeq and is a predicted model, not a curated record. The transcript is spliced from 11 exons. Gene Ontology annotation, biological process: electron transport chain. Bases 180 to 1001 code for a protein of 273 amino acids. Gene Ontology annotation, molecular function: cytochrome-b5 reductase activity, acting on NAD(P)H.
ACACAAACACUCCAAGUUUGACCCUUUGGAUUCAUCAACUACUCUAUUUCUGUCUGAUUUCACCCACUUCAUCCCAUAACCUCCAUCUGUUUCAGGUGUGUGGAGCACUGACUGGUGGGCAAAUUUGAGGCCAGAUUGAUUGCAGCAAAUAAUAGCACAAUUAGGUUCUUUGCCUAUUAAUGGAUUUCUUGGAAGUGCCUGAUAUCCAGCUUGGCAUAGCUGUUGUUGUUGUUACCGUUGCUGCUUACUACCUCUUCAACAAGAAACCUAAAGGGUGCUUAGAUCCUGAAAAUUUUAAGGAAUUCAAGCUUGUGAAGCGCACACAGCUUAGCCAUAAUGUGGCAAAGUUCAGAUUUGCUCUUCCUAAACCUACUGCAGUGUUGGGACUUCCUAUUGGACAGCACAUUAGUUGCCGGGGUAAGGAUAGCCAAGGUGAAGAGGUUAUUAAACCAUACACACCAACCACUCUAGAUGCUGAUGUUGGAUACUUUGAGUUGGUUAUUAAGAUGUAUCCACAAGGUAGGAUGUCCCACCAUUUCCGAGAGAUGCGUGAAGGUGAUUAUAUGGCUGUAAAGGGACCUAAGGGGCGUUUCAGGUAUGAACCUGGGCAGGUGAGAGCAUUGGGAAUGAUUGCUGGGGGUUCUGGAAUUACUCCAAUGUUUCAGGUUGCCAGAUCUAUUCUAGAAGACCAAACAGAUAGAACGAAGGUGCAUCUCAUCUACGCCAACGUCACAUCUGAUGACAUCCUUCUUAAGGAAGAGCUGGAUGCACUCGCGACUAAUUACCCUAGCCGCUUCAAAAUUUACUAUGUAUUGAAUCAGCCACCUGAGGUAUGGACUGGUGGCGUCGGCUUCGUAUCACAGGAAAUGAUCAAAGAGCAUUUACCUGGUCCUGCAUAUGAUAUCAAGAUCCUACGGUGUGGUCCACCUCCGAUGAACAAGGCCAUGGCUGCUCAUCUUGAAGCUUUGGGAUAUGACUCAGAGAUGCAAUUCCAGUUUUAAGUCUAAACAUAUUCAUGGUCUUUAGAUUUUCUUGCAUUUGGGAUCUUCAUUGUUCAUCUGAUUUGAGUACUCUAUUUGAAUAAACUUUUCCCGGAACCUUUUUUCUGAAACAAA